GGCGGGACCAGAAGUAGCCGUUCGUUCAGACGCUUACCGUGAGCUGUCAGGCUAGCUCCUUGCAUCUCUCUUGUACCUUUUCAGAAACCUAGAUGAAUCGAUAUAUCUAAAAAUCGGAAAAUACGCUGUUAAUCUGUUUGUUGAGGCUACGCUUAAGUUACUUUUAUAUUCUGUAGCCAUCAUGGGCGAGGUGGAGCUGUCCUGUCGGGCUUAUGUGAAGAUGUACCUGCACUCCUGCCUGUUUCCGCGGUGCAGCAUCAACGGGCUGCUGUUGUCGUCCUCUUCUGCAGGUGACCCCGUGUGUGUGACAGACUGUGUGCCGCUUCUGCACUCACACCUGUCCCUGGCCCCCAUCACCCAGCUGGCCCUCACACAGGUGGAUGUGUGGUGUUCACAGACUCAGCAGAGGAUAGUAGGAUAUUAUCAAGCCAACGCCUGCGUAUCAGAUAGCAGCCCGACGCCGUGUGCACUGAAGAUAGCUGAUAAGAUCGCUGAGCAGUUUGAUAAUGCAGUUAUAUUAAUGCUUGAUGGCAGUAAGAUGUCUCCAGAUGUUCGGGUUCCUCCCAUCGUGAUGUACGAGCGCAAAGAUUCAAGAUGGAUGCUCAAAGACAAACACACGAUAAUGCUGAGGCAGUGGGAGGAGACUCAGGCGAUAGCCAGUCAGAUGCUGGAGUCGGGCGAUCACGCGCUAUUGGUGGAUUUUGACAGCCACUUGGACGACAUCACAAAGGACUGGACCAAUCAGAAACUUAACACCAAGAUAGCAGAGCUCGCCUCGCCGGCCAACGGGAGCAUGUAGGCUGAGAAGUGGCGUCAGUUUGUACCAGGAGCCCAGAUUUAUUUAUGUUGUCACCCGACGUCAUAAGAUGUGACUUUUAUAACCCGACACAACCACGUGGGAGUUUAGGAAUAUGUUUAUUUUUAAUGCUUUUUCUUGACUGAACAGACAUUAACAACACAACAUGCAUAAAUAACAAUAUUUACAGCUUAGUAGAUCAAAUGCCACCUUUUAAAACACAGUUAACACUUACUAUGCAUCUGUGAUAAUUCUGGUCCCAUUUCUGUCACUUGUUGCUGUAUCAUUAUUAUUCCUAUGUACAUUACAUGGUCCACAGGGUGGACAAAAUAACAAACACCAUACAACACAGACUUGCAGUAAAUACUAAUUUGUUGAAGUUCAAAGUUCGAUUUUUUAUCAGACUGUCAGGUGUAGUGAAAGGUCUGUAGUCUGUGUCAUGCUAGAAACCAGAAAAGAGUAAACAAACGUAAUAAUUUAGCAUUUAUAAGCAGCAUUUAAACAUUUAUUAAAUGGUUUAUAGCACACUAUAAUGAAGUUAUAAGUGUUUAUUAGUGUAUCUAUCUGUCAACAACUAACUCCUCCUGUCUGGAGGAGAUAUACUAAAAUAUAGUAAAAUACAGUUGUAAUAAUGUAAGUUAUGUCUUAAGAGUUCUACUUUCUAACAAUUACUGUACAAUGUCCUUAAAUCUGCUUAGAACUACAUUAUAGUUAUAAACCAUUUAUUAAGUGUAUAUAGUGUUUAUUAAUGCUAAAUAGUUUGACAGCAUAUAGAUGAUAAAUAUUCAGGCAGCCACUUUGUAUCUCUGUGUUGUGCCUCAGUUUAAAGCUGAAACACAUACUGCUUCUUCGUACUAGCAUGAAAUGCUUGUAGCUGCUUUUUGUAAUUUACAGUACUGCGGUUCCUGCAUGAAUUGCAGGUGCAUCUGUCUGGCAGCCUCUUCCUCAACAAGAGGAACUUCCUUGUCAACCUUUGGUAAAAACAUUUAACCACUUUGAGAAAGAGGAACAGUGUUGCACAUACAAGCACCUAGAGGGAUAUUUGCCAAACUACCCCUUUUAAUAAUGACCAUCAAGUUGUAUAAACACCAAACAGCCUCAAUAAAAAACAAAUACUCUGAGCUUCAGCAGACUCUACUGCAACACUUUUGUACUGAAACAAAAGAUGUUUUGUACUUUGUUUGCCCCUAACACACCCAAAACAAUUUUAAAAAUGUCGGAAUUUGAUGUAACUCUUGAAACACUAAUCCCAAGUCUACACCUUAUUAAAGUAUCAAUAUAAACAGGA
Molecule: messenger RNA, 2084 nt
Organism: Micropterus salmoides (largemouth bass)
Lineage: Eukaryota; Metazoa; Chordata; Actinopteri; Centrarchiformes; Centrarchidae
Gene: emc9
Product: ER membrane protein complex subunit 9
Exons: 6
Coding region: 182-799 (205 amino acids)
Cellular component (GO): EMC complex
Source: RefSeq, a predicted model, not a curated record